AUGGAAUAUCCCAUUGUGCCCAAUGGUAAUAACUGCAAUAGCAACAGCUGUACUGGUAAUUCUGGUGGUGGUCUCAAUUCAGUUUAUAAAGGGAAAUCAGUUAGUCAGAAGUUGAUGGAAUUGUAUCAAGAAGAGCUUCAAAGGCAGCCUGAAGAUGAACCCCUUUGUUAUGCAACUCACUUACUUGCAAAACUGGUGAAGAGAGACCGGCUUAAUUGCUUGGUGCUGAAUCUCUACCCUGCCAAUGAGGGUUAUUCCCUCAUGUUGAAAGGGCGAAAUGGAAUGGAAUCGGAAACGAUAAAACUUCCUUAUGAGGAAAGUGAAUUACUGGAAUAUAUUGAUGCCUCAGAAUUGCCUCCAAUACUGGUUGAUAUUCUGGAAAAAGCUCAAGUGAAUGUCUUCCACAGCGGUUGUGUCAUAGUGGAAGUAAGAGAUUAUCGACGCUCCAGCAAUGGGACCUACGACAGUGAAUAUAUUAUGUUGAAACCCACUAUGCAAUCUUUGUUAUGUGAUAUAAAUAGUUUGACAAAUGAUGGACAUCGAUGGACACAAGAAGAUGUCUUCCAACUGGAGAGCCAGCUACUUCUGGCCACUCAAGAUCCACUUUGCCUUGACCCAAACCCUGCCAUAUUCUUUGCUAUGAAUCAUCAGCAAUAUGAAAAUAAGAAGUUCAAUGAUCCAGCACUUCGGCAGUCGGUUAAGAAAUACUCACAAGCUGCUGUGAAUAGAAAACGGAAAUUUGCUAAAGCACCUGCCCCUAAGGAAUUGCGGCUUUUGGAUUUUAUUAGCCGGAAAAGGCUUCGUAAAGGAGCUGGUGCUAUUAAACCAAUUCCAGAUUCUCGGAAUUACAAACCUCCAAACUUGUCUCCACCACAAAACAUUGAUGUAGACAAGUAUGCCUCUGAAAAACCAAUGGAGAAAAAAACUGCAGACAAUAAUCUUUCAUUGGUUGAGGAACAUAUUCUUGAAGUAGAACUAGCAGAAGGACAAAAAGAAGUUACACGUAUUGCUUUUUUGCAAAGGUUGUCAGAUGAGAUUUAUUUUGGAGAACAAUCAGAUGGAAACAUGAAAGGGGAAAAGUGCAGGUUUCAAUUGGGUACAAGAGAAAAUGUUGAUAAGUAUUUUGAACAAUUUAAAAUGCUGUUCGUUAAAAAUUAUUCAACCGCUAUCCAAAAUGUUGUGGUCAGCACCAAUCGUCCAAAUGCAUCUCCUCAGGUCAGUUUCAUUAAUCCAGCAACAUGCAGCAGUCCACUUAGCACCAUGUCUAUGCCCAUGAAUCAGGAGACAAAUAAUCAAGGAAUAGUUACUCGAAAAGGAUCAUCCCAGCAUCUAUCUGUUUCUGUGGGAUCAUCUGGAAAUUCUGCUCAACAGAACACUGUCAGUCCAAGCACACCUGCCAUCAGUCCUGGUGUUGGAAACACAACUGCCUCAUCUCAGCAGUCUACAAACUCUCAGUCCCAGUCUCACAGUGGACAGUCCCAAAAAGGACGACAGCAUGCAAUUUCUAACUCUAGUCCAAGCCCAGUGUCUAGUAAUAAUUCACAGCACUCUAGUAGCACAUCUUUGUCUGCCUCAAGCCAACAGUCAGGACCACCUAGUCAGAAGACCCCCACCCCUACACCUACACCACCACCAGCUCCAACACCUACUCCACCCCUUAACACUAUCCGUCGUCCAAGUACUACAAGUGAAGCUGUUACUGUACAGUCACAGAACCCUUUACAACAAAGUGCCAAUCAAAUGGCAUUUCUAACAAGUAGUGACAGUGCUGCCACUUCCGCUGCCCUCAGCCAAGCUGCUGCAGCAGCUGGCCUAACAUCAGGCAUCAAUAUUGCCAACCUGGCCAGCUUGCCACCCAAUCUCAAUAUCCAAAACCUUCCUGCUACUGGACUCAAUAUUGCCAACCUCCCAGCCAUUUCAAAUAUGCAAGUUUCAUUGACUGGUGGAAUUGUCCCGAUUACUAUGAUCAACAACAACACAGGGCUCCUACAAAAUCAGUCUGCUUCAUCAUUGUCACAACCAGCACUUGUAACUAUGGUUACCUCCCUUCCUCAGACAACUUCCACUCCAACCACUGUCAACAGCAAUCCAGUCACAACACAAGUUGCCAUGACAUCAGGAAUGUUUACCAAUUCUGGCUCCAUGCUCCCCAUCCCCAUCGAUUUGAGUCAGUUGAUGCCUGCUGGACUGAAAGGGGCUGCACAAAACCUGAGACCCCCAUCUAUGCCUGUAAUGCAGCUCCAGAACCAGCAACCAAUCCAAUUGCUGAAUCUGUCACAACAGAGAGGCACUUUACCUGCCCUCCAAGUAACUCAAGCGCAAACAACUUCAGCCACCACACAGAACAGCCGCAAUACCCCAACCACCCCAACUGGUAUUUCUGUUAAUUCCACAGCCUUUUCACAGGUGCCCAUCCAAACAGGCAAGUCCAGCCAACUGCAAGGAAGUAGCAGUGGAGCUGCAUCCAGCAGUGGGAGUUCAAGCAGUUCUCAGCAGUCCACAGGAUCUCAACUGCAAUUCCAUCAGCUCCAAUACAAACAUCCACAGUCCAGCUCAUCUUCACAGCAAUCAAGCUCAGGGUCCAGUAAAUCAAAGAGCAAAAAGAGGGCUACGCCCACACCACCAAAAUCCUAA
This is a messenger RNA of Acanthosepion pharaonis, 2634 nucleotides long. NCBI's taxonomy places the organism in Eukaryota, Metazoa, Mollusca, Cephalopoda, Sepiida, Sepiidae. The record is from the annotation of a GenBank genome assembly.